Messenger RNA from Physeter macrocephalus (sperm whale), 5531 nucleotides. RefSeq names its product rho guanine nucleotide exchange factor 10-like. Gene Ontology annotation, molecular function: guanyl-nucleotide exchange factor activity. Gene Ontology annotation, cellular component: centrosome. The coding region runs from base 3764 to 4333 and encodes 189 amino acids. The transcript is spliced from 2 exons. NCBI's taxonomy places the organism in Eukaryota, Metazoa, Chordata, Mammalia, Artiodactyla, Physeteridae. Gene Ontology annotation, biological process: positive regulation of stress fiber assembly; mitotic spindle assembly; actin cytoskeleton organization. The record is from RefSeq and is a predicted model, not a curated record.
AGUUGGUCCCGCGCUAACCAUCAGCCCCUUCACCAGCAGUUGAUCCUGCGCUAAGCAGCAGCUCCUGUACCAGCAGAUGAUCCUGAGCUAACUAGCAGCUACUCAGCCAGCAGUUGAUCCCGCACUAACCAGCAGCUUCCUUAACCAGCAGUCGAUCCUGCACUAACCAGCGGCUCCUUAACCAGCAGUUGAUCCUGUGCUAACCAGCAGCUACUCAACCAGCAGUUGGUCCCGCACUAACCAGCAGCCCCUUCACCAGCAGUUGAUCCUGUGCUAACCAGCAGCUCCUGUACCAGCAGAUGAUCCUGAGCUAACUAGCAGCUUCCUUAACCAGCAGUUGAUCCUGCGCUAACCUGCCCCCCUCCCUGGUCUCUGUCCCGGGUGGGAGUCAGGAGUGGGUUCCAGUCACAGCCUUUCCAAGCACACUUGGAAGGCUGGCUGCUUCCCCUACUCUCUCCCCUGUUUGUGUGUUUCUUACGAGCAUUUGAAUAAACCCGGGCGGCCUCCCGCAUGCUCCUGUGUCCCCCCGUGAGGGGACAGCGGGGUGCCCGGAGAGCGUGCAUCACACAGCGGCCAGCUUCCCCUGCCCCUUCUUGUUGAUAACUCACUUCCGCCCGCAUCUCUGCCCCGCCCCGCCUCCCCCUUUGAUGCUGAGUGGGUGGCCCCUCUGCCCGCAGCUUGGCCAGCUCAGAGCCCAGUGGUCCCACCUGGAAGGCCACAGCUGGCGCUUCCACAAGGAGUAGCCUGGACGCCUCUCAGCAGCUCUGUCUGCAGACCUUCCGGAAUGGGAAAAUCUCCACGUUCCCUAAUUACCAUUCAGUUAAACUUUCAUAUGUGAAAUUAAAGAUGAAUCCUAGACGACUUUGAAAAUGGAACAAACCAUCAUUCGCUGGAACUGACGGCUUUCAAACCAGUUAGAAAGAAAAACAUCCCAGUUUUCCCUGCUUUUGCGUUUGUUAUGAUGAAGUGAAGGUUUGGGGGUGUCCUCCCAGGAGCACCUCCCAGAAGCCCCGGGGUUGUUUCCGUUGGUCUUUCCCAUGGACCAUGUAGUUUUUCCCCUUCUCGUCAUGUUUCGUAACCUUUCCCCACACGGUGACUUUUCCCCAUCCCGACACCACACAGGGCACCUUCUGUGCCUUUGAAUUGUUUUGUCUUUUCUCUUUAGAAAGAUCCACUUCUGGAGAGAGGAGUUUCUUUACAAAGACUAGAGAGUUUCCCAGAUUUUCACUGCAUAUAACGUAACACAGAUGUAAAAGCUGGAGACAGGACGAAAAGUCAGAUGUUCCUAAUAUGCUAUUUACAGGCAAAGAGGCGGGAAAAUUCCUAAGGGGGAUAAAAGGUCACUUUCAAAAUGCAUUUAUGAAUGAAAAAAAGUAGUAAACUUUUAUCCUUUGUAAUUUGAAAGUAAGAUCUUCUUAAUGUUUUUAUUAGUGGUUGGAACUAUUUUACGAGGAUCUGUUAACCCUCACUGUGGAGGUGGGCUGUUUGAAAUUCCCUUUUCCUCAUUAGUUUUCUUUAAAGCCAAGUGGUAGAUUAAAAGUAUUUCAGAUGCUUCUUUAAUAGUCCUAGGCCAAUAUUUUAAAAAUGAUAUAUUCUCUGUGAAAGAAAAUUUAACUCACAAAUUCAUUUUUUGGAGAAGAAUUAAAGGAAACUCUGUUUCCCAGACCAAAAUAUUUCAGGACGAUCAAAUAAAUCACAAAACAAUUUAUUCAUACAAACAGUUUUCGCUUAUAUGCAGGACUUGGCUACCAAAAUGAGGGUGUGGAUGGACUUAAGUGAUACAAAAACCCACAGCCAACCUCUGAACUGAGCCCUGAGACCAUGAGAGUCUGCCUGUUUUUAUUGUUCCCAAUACUUUCGUGUGUUAAAAAGGAAAUUUAUUCACAUCUAGGACCACAGGGCUACUAUACUACUGCCCCAGUUUCUAUAUUCCUUCCAGGAGGGUGGCUUCAGAAAGUGGCUGCAAAAGGGAAAUAAUAGCUCUGUCCCCUGUCCAUCCUGUUGUCAUGACAUUCUCCACGUUGGUGUUGAGAAGUAAGGUAUCCAGAUGGAAAGUAACCUGCUGCCCUCGUGCACCAGGGCAGUGGCGGAGGCCGUACUUCACUGGAACAAAACAAAACACAGAGCAGUGAGCCAGUUCCAAGAGUCGCCUCCACCAGCUGCUUCCACCAAAGGUUCCAGGAGGGUUGGAGAGGAGGGUCUCAGCUUUGCGGGUUUGCUUUCUGUCUCGAGCGUAGCUGUGGGGAAUCUUUAGGUCACGUGGUAUCAAGUGAGGAUUCUGCUCUGGAAGGCACACCCGUGUGUCCUGGGACGUUCCCUGGUCCAUGGAGCUGCUCUCCGAAGGGCUGCCCCAUGACGGGACCACCUGCCCCUGGAUAGCAAUCGUGAGCUGUGCCCAGAGCCGUGUUUCUAAAUGGCUUCUGAAGUUCUCCCUGGCGUUUGGAAAUGACAGCUCCCGGCCCAGGUGUAGACAGACACGCAGGUCCCAGGCGUCUCUAAAGCCCCAGCUGCUCCCAUGGGCACGCAUUUGGAUUCCUGGGAACUUAAUACAUUAGCUUUUCUUCAAAAAAUAUGCCUGUAUUUAGAGGUAAAACCAGAUCUUUAGUUUUUGUAGCUGUUGUCUCGGUUUGGUUUCAGUGUUCCGUUGCCUAAAUAAUCAUAAAAUAACUUCAGUGGACAUGGUGACCUGCCUUUGGCUUUGGUGUUUAGACCAUUUGUUUUCAUGCUUUUUAUCUAAGAUGAACUUAGGUCAAACGCAGAGAUACUGAAAAUGACUCAUUUCUAGGGAGCACAGGAAUCCGGCUGUUUCGAAGUGCCCUCCAUUCCUUCUGGGGAGCUGCCCGCAUGACCCUUCCCCGCUCUCGAGCUUCAGUGCUGAGCAGAGACGCCAGGAGGGGCUUCAAGCCCCUGUCGAGGGUGGGGGUGCUGUGGACAGGGGCAGGGCAGGGGUGGGGUGCUCGGGGCCCAGACUCAGUCCCUGAGACGAGAGUCACCGGGAGACACGCACCUUUCACUCCACUUCCUAACGUUGUCAGGCUGAGCCACCUCUCGGCCUCAGAGCCUCGACUGCAAAACAAAACAAAGCAGAGCAAACAGCCAGAAGCUCCAAAGCCCUCGCGCUCCAGUGUUUUGUAUCCGCGUUUCCCGGACUUGCCCACCGAGGCCGUGAGUGGUCUCCUUCUGACGGGACCUUCGGGUGCCGCUGCGCCUCUCCCCUGUGGUGCUGAGCGCGGGCUGCACUGGGAGCCCGUCCUACCUGGGAGGUCUCCUCUCACCUGCCCAGGUGGGCUCUUGCUCACACAGGGCUGCCGUCCGACGUGUGCGUGUGCGCGCAUGUGUGUGUAGGUGUGUGUGUGCGGCUCUGCCUGGAAGUGGAUGAUGUACAUGGACGGUUCGGGGCGGGGGGUGUGGUCGGCUCUGGAAGGGCCGCCCCAGCGGUGCUGAGAGCACCGUGCACGUGUCCUGAGGCCGUGGCCGUGCUCGGCCGGGGUGCAGCCAGGACGCCCCCCAGAUCUCUCUCUUGCUCGUCCGGCUGAAGGAGUCGCAGUGUGUGGCUAGGGCUCCGGUGACACCCGCUGGCCGGGAGGGCUCGGGGCUGCCCGGGGAGCAUUCUGGCGGGUCUGUAGGGUUUCCGGGCAGUUCCCGGGGCCCCUGCCCCAGCGUGUGGGCUGCAGAGGCCAGACUGCGGAGCACAAGCCUCUCCUGUCCCCCAGGACACCAGCGGCUGUCUGUGACCAGCCUGCUCGUCUGCCACGGCCUGCUAAUGGUCGGCACCAGCCUGGGCGUCGUGGUGGCCCUGCCCGUCCCUCGUCUGCAGGGGAUCCCCAAGGUGACCGGACGAGGCCUGGUCUCCUACCAUGCUCACAACGGGCCCGUCAAGUUCCUGGUCGUGGCCACAGCCGCUCCCAAGGCGGACAGAGACAAGCCCAGGGACAGCCCGCCCCCCGGUGCCGAGCCCCAGGAUGAAGAGCAGAGGGCCGCGCUCCCCGGCGAGCCGAGCCGCAGCGGCCCCGACGCCGUCUGGCUGGGGGCUUCGCUGGGCUCCCUCGCCCAGGCCAGCGACGUCUCCUCCACGUCCGGGUCCCCGACGCCUUCCCAGGGCUCGGGCUCCCUGGGGCCCCGCUCAGAGGAGAGCUUCGUGCAGGACGCCCUGCGGCUCCCCUGCAGCUCCCCCGGCCGAGGGCGGCGGGCCAGGAAGGCCAAGGCCAGCUCCGCGCUGGUGGCCUGCGGGGGACAGGGCCACCGGCGGGUGAGCAGGAAGGCCAGGCAGCAGCGGCCCGAGGAGCUGGCCUCGUCCGUCAUGGUCUGGCAGAUCCCCCUGCUGAACGUGUGAGCCAAGGGCGAGACCCGGGGGCGCCCUUUCAGCCGGACACCCCGAGCCGUCCCGCCGCGUCUGCGCCGGCCGGGGACGAAUCGCCAGCCGUCUCGGGGCCGAAGAGUGCAAUAUCGUCAAGGGGGCGUCUCCGGCGGCCCCUCCCUCCACCCCACGCAGGGGAGCCCCGUGCGAACGCGCAUGAGGAAGGGGGGUGGACGCCGUGUUUGAGUGGGUGGGGGUCCCGGGAGGAUGCUCCACCUCUGACCCCCGUGGUCCUUAAUAAACGCGACGCUGCAGACCUGUUCUCGUAGCCUGUCGCCCAGAGAACUCGCAGACUCAGAACUCGCGGGGAAAUGCGGCAUAUUCGCUGGGGGAGGGGUUUAUUAACAAUUCUUAAAGUAAUUGUACUUGAUUCAGAUUCACUACUUUUAUUUAUAUUGUAUAUCUUUUAACUCCAGAAUAGAUUUUGUAACAGUGAAGAAAGCCAGGUAACACAUACCAGGCCGGGUGGUGUUAAUAUGGUUUCUGAGUUGAACUGAGUUUUCCUAAGUGGUAUAAUGUGUGUACUGUAUAUUUUUAACAAAGUAGUAUUUUUAUAUCGCAUUUUUCUAUUAAAAAACUUAACAAAGUUUUAGUCACUAUGUUAUCUAUAACAUUUCACAAAUAAUGUUUGCUUUGAACCAAAAUCCUCAAUGCCUAUCAACAUUGAGACUCAAGCGUCAAGGCCAAAAUAUCCACGUUGGAGAUGUGUGUGUUUUAUUGUCUCAGGAGACGUAGAAGGUGUCUUGGUCCAUCCUUUCCUGCUGUGUUUGCAUCUGUCGACCGGGAACGCUUCUAGCUUUGCAUGCAUGUCCUGAAGGACGCACGGUGCCGGUCAGGGUGGGCGCCGGUGCUGGCGGCGGACACAGGACACAGGAAAGGCGGCCCUUGGUCGGCAGACUGGCGCUUAGGGCCCCUUCUGCGGGCGUCGUGCACGAGUGAUCCGUGAGUUCGCGGUGCUCCACGUGUAGUUACCUGUCAAUGUUCUACUUACUGGAUGGUUGAAAAAAACAAUGCAGGUCCACCCGAGAUGAAUGUCUCAGCACUUUACAGGUGACUGAACAUGCUAAUUUUAUGACUUUGCCAAAUAUUUUCCAAGGUGCAUGUGUGCCCCCAUGUGAAAGAAAUAUCUCCCCCAGGCUUCCUUAAACUAUUAGCUGCUAUCAUAUUUCAUGAA